AGGAGGAAGAGGAAGGGCCGGGCGGCGGCGGCGGCAGAGGCAGAGGCGGCUGUAGGUUGCUCGGUGGCGGCGGCGGCGGCUACGGCUCUCUUCCGGGCGGACGAUGGACAGCCAGGGCAGGAAGGUGGUGGUGUGCGACAACGGCACCGGGUUUGUGAAGUGUGGAUAUGCAGGCUCCAACUUUCCAGAACACAUCUUUCCAGCUUUGGUUGGAAGACCUAUUAUCAGAUCAACCACCAAAGUGGGAAACAUUGAAAUCAAGGAUCUUAUGGUUGGUGAUGAGGCAAGUGAAUUACGCUCAAUGUUAGAAGUUAACUACCCUAUGGAAAAUGGUAUAGUACGAAAUUGGGAUGACAUGAAACACCUGUGGGACUAUACAUUUGGACCAGAAAAACUUAACAUAGAUACCAGAAAUUGUAAAAUAUUACUCACAGAACCUCCUAUGAACCCAACCAAAAACAGAGAGAAGAUUGUAGAGGUAAUGUUUGAAACUUACCAGUUUUCUGGUGUGUAUGUAGCCAUCCAGGCAGUUCUGACUUUGUAUGCUCAAGGUUUAUUGACCGGAGUGGUGGUAGACUCUGGAGAUGGUGUCACUCAUAUCUGCCCGGUAUAUGAAGGCUUUUCUCUCCCUCACCUUACCAGGAGACUGGAUAUUGCUGGGAGAGAUAUUACCCGGUAUCUUAUCAAGCUGCUUUUAUUGCGGGGAUACGCCUUCAAUCAUUCUGCUGAUUUUGAAACAGUUCGCAUGAUUAAAGAAAAAUUGUGUUAUGUGGGAUAUAAUAUUGAACAAGAGCAGAAACUGGCCUUAGAAACCACAGUAUUAGUUGAAUCUUACACACUCCCAGAUGGCCGCAUUAUCAAAGUUGGGGGAGAGAGAUUCGAAGCCCCAGAAGCUUUAUUCCAGCCUCACUUGAUCAAUGUAGAGGGAGUAGGUGUUGCUGAAUUGCUUUUUAACACAAUACAGGCAGCUGACAUUGAUACCAGAUCUGAAUUCUACAAACAUAUUGUGCUUUCUGGAGGAUCUACUAUGUACCCUGGGCUGCCAUCCAGGUUGGAACGAGAACUUAAACAGCUUUACUUAGAACGAGUUUUGAAGGGUGAUGUGGAAAAACUUUCUAAAUUCAAGAUCCGCAUUGAAGACCCACCCCGCAGAAAGCACAUGGUAUUCCUGGGAGGUGCUGUUCUUGCGGACAUCAUGAAAGACAAAGACAACUUUUGGAUGACCCGGCAAGAAUACCAAGAAAAGGGUGUUCGUGUGCUGGAGAAACUUGGUGUGACUGUUCGAUAAACUCCAAAGCUUGUUUCCAUCACAACCCUUGCGCAUUCUUUUUUCUUUAUUGCCAAUCUUUGAACUCAUUCAACUCCAGGAUAUGGAGGAGGCCUCUCUGUGCCCUUUGACUGGAAAGGUCAGGUUUUUUCCUGGUGUCUUGGGGAUGCUUUGUUAAAUUUUUGUUAAUGUGGAUAAAUCUGACUGUUCCCUGAAAACAACAUGAGGGCAAAGGGUCCUGUCUGCUGCUUUGUUUCUUCUAAGUAGGCAUUUAGAUCAUUCCUGUCUGCUUCCUAUGUUCACUUUAUUGCUCUAAUGCUGCUAGUUUUAGUCUGUAGCACACUAGGUGGUAUGACUUGACUAGCAUAAGAAAAACCCUUUAAUAGGAGCUUUUACAUAUUAUUGGGGUGGGGGGUGGUUAGGGAUGAGGGGGCAGCUGAAUCUUUUAUGGCAUUUCCUCUGUAGUGUGGUGAUUU
Messenger RNA from Suncus etruscus (white-toothed pygmy shrew), 1743 nucleotides. RefSeq names its product actin related protein 2 (gene ACTR2). Lineage: Eukaryota; Metazoa; Chordata; Mammalia; Eulipotyphla; Soricidae. Gene Ontology annotation, biological process: Arp2/3 complex-mediated actin nucleation. Gene Ontology annotation, cellular component: actin cortical patch; Arp2/3 protein complex. The transcript has 9 exons. Gene Ontology annotation, molecular function: actin filament binding. The coding region runs from base 104 to 1288 and encodes 394 amino acids. The record is from RefSeq and is a predicted model, not a curated record.